This is a messenger RNA of Amphimedon queenslandica, 969 nucleotides long. Its product is annotated as ATP-binding cassette sub-family A member 1-like. NCBI's taxonomy places the organism in Eukaryota, Metazoa, Porifera, Demospongiae, Haplosclerida, Niphatidae. Gene Ontology annotation, molecular function: ABC-type transporter activity; ATP hydrolysis activity; ATP binding. The transcript is spliced from 6 exons. The coding region runs from base 1 to 849 and encodes 282 amino acids. Gene Ontology annotation, biological process: transmembrane transport; lipid transport. The record is from RefSeq and is a predicted model, not a curated record. Gene Ontology annotation, cellular component: intracellular membrane-bounded organelle; membrane.
AUGUUAAACAAUUACACUUACAAUUUCUUCUCAUUCACUUUAUUCUCUAGUACUCAGUUACACUCAGUCCAGCAGAGAAUUGGAUACUGUCCUCAAUUCGAUGCUUUGAUCGAAAGACUCACUGGACGCAAGUUUCUGACAAUGUUUGCUAGAUUGCGUGGGAUUCGUGAAAAAGCCAUAAAAGGAGUUGUACAGUCUGUCAUUGAUCGAUUGGAUUUGUCUAAAUAUGCUGAUAAGAGAUGUGGAACUUACAGUGGUGGUAACAAGAGGAAGUUGAGUACAGCAGUUGCUCUUGUUGGUGAUCCUCCCAUAGUGUUACUGGAUGAACCUACCACUGGAAUGGAUCCUGCCACCAGGCGCUACCUUUGGAAUGUACUCAUUGAAGUUAUUAGGAAUGGAAGGAGCGUUAUAUUGACUUCUCAUAGUAUGGAGGAGUGUGAGGCUUUGUGUACACGUUUAGCAAUAAUGGUGAAUGGAAGGUUCAAGUGUCUUGGAAGCAUACAACAUCUUAAGAGCAAGUUUGGACAUGGUUAUACAUUGCAGAUUAAAGUGCGUCCAUUGCCACCACAAGAAGGAGGAGGACCUGGUGUAAGGCCUGGGGCUAGUCCUUAUGACACUGGACAAAUACAACACUUUGUUGGAAGCGUGUUUCCAGGAUCACUUCUCCUAGAACAACAUCAGGGUUCAGUUACCUAUCAAGUACCAUCUGAGGGUAUAACUUGGUCUAGGAUAUUCAGUACUGUUGAGCAUUAUAAGGAGAGUCUUAAUAUUGCUGAUUAUAGUGUGUGUCAGACCACACUGGAACAAGUUUUCAUUAAUUUUGCUCAAGAGCAGUAUGUUGAAGAUUAACUAUUGCAUAUAUUAACUAGCGUGUCUACAUUAACUUGCUGUGUAUUAAGUAUACAUGAUGUGCAUGUAGUUAGUUACUUUAAUUGCUAAUUCACUUCUAUUUGAUGUUUUGCUUGAUUA